Sardina pilchardus (European sardine) is the source of this 1616-nucleotide messenger RNA. RefSeq names its product translocase of inner mitochondrial membrane 23 homolog a (yeast) (gene timm23a). The transcript is spliced from 7 exons. Gene Ontology annotation, molecular function: transmembrane protein transporter activity. Gene Ontology annotation, cellular component: mitochondrial inner membrane; TIM23 mitochondrial import inner membrane translocase complex. The record is from RefSeq and is a predicted model, not a curated record. NCBI's taxonomy places the organism in Eukaryota, Metazoa, Chordata, Actinopteri, Clupeiformes, Clupeidae. Gene Ontology annotation, biological process: protein import into mitochondrial matrix. Bases 260 to 886 code for a protein of 208 amino acids.
UUUCGCCUUUACGGUAGAGCGUGGUGGAGGUCAGGGAUACCGCUGUCGGUUUGGAAACAUCCUUGGAAAUAACUUCCCUCCCCACGUUUAUGUUUAUUUUCACGUCAUUUGAAGGACAUUAGGAUACAGUUAUAAUCUGUUCCUGAUAAGACUUUAUUUUUCCAGAUUUGCUGAUAUCACGUCCCCGUUAACUAAAAUUUGACAGGUUGUUAACGCCAACGUUAGCUUGCAAGCCUUGCUAGCUAACUCAUUAUUGAACAUGGAUAACAACCCACCCGGCUCGAAUGGAUUUAAAGGUGGAAUGGGUGGCCUUUUUGGUGGAGGAGCCCCUGAGUAUUCAAAUACAGAGCUCGCCGGAGUGCCAUUGACUGGUAUGAGCCCACUUUCGCCAUAUCUCAAUGUGGACCCACGUUACCUGGUGCAGGAUUCAGAUGAAUUCAUUCUGCCUAUGGGGCAAAGCAAAACUCGCGGCCGUUUCGAACUGGCUUUCUUCACUAUCGGCGGAAGCUGCAUAAUAGGUGGCGGAUUAGGGUUGAUUAAUGGACUCCGUGUGGGUUUUAGAGAAACCAGAGAUAUGAAUUGGUCCAAACCACGAUAUACACAGCUCCUGAACAUAAUGGGAAAACAAGGUGGUUCAUGGUCAACCACACUGGGCUCUGUGGCGUUAAUGUACAGUGUGUUUGGUGUGGCCAUCGAAAAGGCCCGUGGGGCAGAAGACGAUAUCAACACAAUGGCUUCUGGAGCUCUCACAGGCAUGCUGUUCAAAUCCACAAGUGGUCUCAAAGGUGUUGCAAGAGGAGGCCUUGCCGGCUUGACUUUGUCCGGAUUGUACGCGCUGUACAACAACUGGGAUCACCUAAAGGGCGUCACCCCUUCCCGCUACUGACGGUCACGCCUCACCCCAGAGGACACUGGGAUUCUGGAGGAAUUACUGACUGGGGGAGGGGGUGGCCAAACCACAGACUUUUAAUAUUUGACUCAAUCACCGUCAACCCAGCUCAGCCCAGCUCAACCCCAAGUACCCACCACUCUCCUCUCUUCCUGCUCAUUUCACCGCUUGGUGAUGUGGUUCGGUUCGUCCAACGGGACCAGAAGAUCUUCUGUUUAGGUUUUACUCAACAUAUUUAUUAAUCAGGCAGAUAAUGCCACGGAAAGUGAAAUGUGAAACACUGUGGUGUGUUUUUCUUCUUUUUUUUUUCUUCCUUUCAUUGCUACCCUUUCCGGAAGCCAAAGGAGGCGAAUGUACACGCUUAUCGUCGAUCUCUGAAGAUCAUGGUGCACUUUCAUAGUCCCAACAUGUCUCGUGUCAAGUGUACUUUUUAUUAAGUGCAAUCCUCUUCAGUCAGUGUUCUGAUACAGAUCAUUGGUUCCAAGUCCGUAAUGAUGGGUCAUGUCAAAGCUACCAAACUGUCCGUUCUCAAGUGACAGUAGGACUUCAUUUGGUCAGCGGUCUAUGGUGUCGGUUGACUCAACUGUUGGUUUACAUGUGUGACUUGAAGUGCAGACUUGCUUGGAACUCUCCUUGUACAAAUGUGCCCGUUGGGCUAGUCGUGUCCUUGUCGGCCAUCUAAGACUCGAUCCUCAAAUAAAAACAUGAAAAAUCGUCUCUACAUAAA